UUGCAGAUGUAAGCGAUGUAAACAAACGAAUGUCAGUGAUCGUAACUUAUAAUUGAAUUUGACUGAAUUACACACAUUUCAUUGGAUUCUUUUUUGAGAAAGGCAGCACUUCAAUAUGGAUCUUACCACUUUUUCCCAAGAAAGUUUUGAGCCAAAGGAAUGGAUUAACAGCAUUUUCAGAAGCCCAGAAGCACAUCAGAAUAGAGAUCAUUAUGCAUCAUCUCAAGUCUUAAGACUUCAACUUGCAAUUCAAGAAGUGAAUAAUGCUCUAGAGGAGACCAGCCAACAGGUGAUGGCCAGUUUGCCAAGGGUACUGAGAGACAUAGAAUCUCUGGGUCAUGAGGUGGCUGUGCUCAAGAACCAGAUGAAGAGUGUGAGGCAAGACAUUGAAAAGGUUGAACACAACACAGCAGCCAGCAUGCAGACCCUUGUCAAGCUUGAUUCCUUGAAAGGGAAGAUUAGUGCCUCCUCCCAGGCUCUCCGAGAGGCUGAUAACUGGACCACACUUUCGACAGAUAUUGAAGAGGUAAUGGACAGUGGAGAUAUUGAUGCUAUUGCCAGCAAGUUAGUAGCACUCCAGAAUUGUCUGGGAAUUUUGACUCAUGUACCUGACUAUGAAGAUCGUGUGGCACAUCUUGAAGGAUUGAAGGUCAGACUAGAAGCACUGGCCAGCCCACACAUUGUUGCUGCAUUUACACAGCAUAAUUUAGACGAAUCAGUGAAAUAUGCAAGACUUCUACGAUCACUAGGGCGAGUUGAUCAGCUGGAAAGUUACUAUCACAAGUGCGAGAUUGGUCAGCUGGGCACUGCUUGGCGGAAUGGAGUUGAGGGGUCCCAGUUAAGUGGCCCAGCUCUGUGGCUGACUUCCUUCUAUGACAGGCUCUCUCUGCUCAUUUCAAAUCAGUUGCGCUGGUGUGGGCAGGUCUUUGAAGGAUCCGAUGCCAAUCUUUUGCUUUCUCAACUGGCUGCUUCUACAUUAUCAUCGCUUGAUCCUCCCAUCAGCCAAGUUAUUGCUGCCUCAACCAAGCAACAGGAGGAACCACUGGCAUUUCUUAUAAGUGUUAAAAGCUCUGGAGAUCAAUUUUUAAGAGAUUUCGAAUCUUCAGUUGGCAUUGCAAAACCAGGCCAAGAGUUGUUGUACCAGUCUCAGAGGGCAGUCUUGCAGGCUAUCUACAGCCCAUUACAAGAACAGGUUUUGAAAUAUCAAGAAUAUGAAGAGGCUCUUCUGCUGUCUCAUCUAAUAUCUGCUGAUAUUGUAAAGAAUGACAUGGCAGAAACCUUACGAAGGUUGAGAGAAUAUUGCAGUAAACUUUCAAGUCAAGCUGAGGUGGCAGCAGAGAGGAUGUUUGCAGCUGACAAAUGGAUGGACUUUCCCAAGCUUGAUUUUUGCAUUAGUGAACUGGUUAUGGCAGUUGAUAACAUGGAACACUCCUUGGCCACAAUGUUUACAAAUGCUGCAGCAAAGUUUAUAUGGGAGCCUGCUACACCCUUUUCUGCAACUCCAGAUCUCCUUCUCUCAAAACAAGGAGUUGAUAACUUGAGGCAAUUAGUUGUUAAGGUUGUCGAUGAAGAUGAUCGACUCUUGGAGAACAGUAUGACACAGUCUCAGGCACAGUGUCAGAGCACAGUGGAGGUGGCCCUCCACACCAUCAUGAACCCAGUGUCUUCUCAGCUGGCCUCCUUGCCGGACCUACCAGCAUGGAACUCACGUCAGGGAACUACAUCACAUCUCUCACUGUCUUUUUCACCACAGGAGUAUGUUACACAGAUAGGACAGUACCUGAUGACACUACCACAGCACCUGGAGCCAUUGCUGGUGAAUCAUAGCCCAGCACUGAACCGUGCUUUGCAGGAGGCCAAUACAACAUGUAGCUCUGGGCCAUCUGGAAGGGUUGUAAGUGAGAGUGAAGUGAGUGCAGCUGAUUUUCUCAUUAACAGUGUUGGACAAAACACUUGUAAGCUUUAUACAGAUGCCAUUUUGAAGAUCCCAGAGAUAACUACAUCCAUGAUCACGCAGCUCACUACAGAUAUUGACUAUAUCUGCAACAUCUUAGAGGACCUCGGAGUUACAUCUUGUGAUUCCAUUAGACAACUCAACCUCCUUCUAAAAGCACCAGUGGAACAGUAUUGGAAGAUUGCUCCUGGAAAUAACCCACGCCUCAUUGCUGCAGUUCGACAGAUGCGAAACAUUCCUGUACAGUCAUAAUACUUAACCUCUUAAGAAAUUGUUGGUACUAUUUUGAGGGUUGGUGCAUUUUUGGAUGUUUGGGUUAUUUUAUUAAUAG
Molecule: messenger RNA, 2285 nt
Organism: Penaeus monodon (black tiger shrimp)
Lineage: Eukaryota; Metazoa; Arthropoda; Malacostraca; Decapoda; Penaeidae
Gene: Cog7
Product: conserved oligomeric Golgi complex subunit 7-like
Biological process (GO): retrograde vesicle-mediated transport, Golgi to endoplasmic reticulum; Golgi organization; intracellular protein transport
Cellular component (GO): COG complex
Source: RefSeq, a predicted model, not a curated record